UUUUACGACCGAGCAAAGUUACAUGUACUAAAUUUUUGGAUCAUUUUUCCCCCUUUUUUGCGGACUUUGUCGCAUCUUAUUCUAAUAAUUCAAAGGAAAUACCUUCUUUAGAUCAAUAUGGGUCGAGCAAAGAGAGGAAAAAGGAUCAGAAAACCAACUGAGGACGAAGAGGAAUACAGCAGUGAUGAAGGACUAAACCAAGAAUCUGAUGAUUUCUUCCAUGAUGAAGUUGAUAAAUUUCAUAAAAACAGAGAAAAAAUCAUGCUUGAAGAAGAACAGAAAUCAGAUGAGGAAGUAUCAGAUGAUGAUAACGAGAAUAUCAUGGGACUUGACUUAGAGGAGUCCGAGGAUGAGGCUGAUGAUGAUACUGAUGAGGGCAGUGAAGAAGAAGAGAGUGAUGAAGAAUCAAAAUUACCCAGUGACAAAUCAUGGGGGAAGAAAAAGUCAACAUUCUAUGAUGCCGAUACCGCUGACGCAGAUGUUGGUUCUGAAGAAGAGACAUGGGAGCUUGAAAAACAAGAGGAAGAAGCAGCACUUGUCUUGCAACAGAGGAUGGCUGCGGCAUUAGAUGAGGACGACUUUGAUGUUGCUAACUUUCAGAUUCCAGUGGAUGAAGAGAAAGAUGAUGAUAUUGAGGAGAAGAAGACCGUGGCAAUGGAUCUCAGCAAGCUCUCCAAAGAACAAAAAUUAGAGAUUCUUUUUAGAGAUUCUCCUGAACUGUUUGAGCUGCUGGAAGAUUUCAAAACAAAGCUGGAAGAGAUCACAUCUGUGCUAUCACCUUUAAUCCAGAUUGCAAAACUGGGCAAUUUGCCCCCUGAGGGUGCAAAAUAUUUGGAGCUGAAACACCAACUUUACCUCAAUUACUGUAUAAACAUUAGCUUCUACCUGUUAAUGAAGGCCAGACAGACACCAGUCAAGGGACACCCGGUCAUUGAGAGGAUAGUUCAGUAUAGAACACUGAUUAAAGAACUUGAGCCACUAGACAAAGAACUGGAAUCAGACAUUGAAAUACUCUUAGCAAACAAAGAAGAAUUACUGAAACAAUCAGAGACUAUUAAAGAAAGUCUAACGGAAAAAAUGGGAAAACAUUCUGAAGUUAAGAAGAAGUUAAAAAAGAAACAAAAGAAAUUUUCAAAAGCAGAAACAAAAAUCUCAGCUCUGUUGGAUGAGAGUGAUAAUGAAGAUAUUCAGGAAGAAGAAAACGAACCUCCUAAGAAAAAAACUAAGAAGAAGAAUCAUGAAGGACAUCCAGAUCCACUUGAAUAUUAUGAAAAGGUUCGUCUGGAAAAGAAACGAGCAAAAGAAAUAAAAAACAUGGCUGCCAGGUUGGCUCGCGAGCCUGGCUUUGAGGAAGAUGACAUGGAGGAGAACGAGGAUAUGAAACGAGCUAUUACUUAUCAAAUCUCAAAGAACAAAGGUCUGACAGCCAAGAAGAAGAAACAAGAACGGAACCCUCGUGUAAAACACAGGAAAAAGUACACCAAAGCUGUCAUCAAACGCAAGAGUCAGGUGCGCCCUGUUGUUACCGAGACAAAUCGCUACGAGGGAGAGAAGUCUGGCAUCCGUGCCUUCCUGACCCGCAGCGUCAAGAUCAAAUAAGCACUGCAUACUCCCUCAUAUAAUCACACAAAAUUCUUUCUAAAGUCCCGUUUACACUGGCGAUUUUUGCGGGGAUUUUUGUGGCAAUUUUCGGAAAUAUGAAAUCUUUUGUCUUAUCCUUCAAAAGAGACAUUCGUCUAGGAAAAUCUUGGUAUCCUGAAAAAAAACUUUACAAGUAAAUUCUUUACCAUUAUUUAUUAUGGACAAAAUCGCAAAAAAUCACCGUCAAAAAUCGCCGCAAAAACAGCGUUCUACCUUCACUGCAUUCAAUCUAACAAAUUUCUUGGUAAUUUAUUUUUUCAUAUCUUGGGCCCAGAAUUUUUUCUGGGUUUCCUAUGUUUGUUCCAGAAGUUUUGAAUUAAUUAUUUAUCGAAAAAGAAAAAAAGAAAAAAAAAGACUUAGGAGCCUGAAAUCUUUACCUAAAAAAAGAUAAUGUUCUAAACAAAUAUUUUCGUACCUUCAGUCACAACCUCACAAAAUUCUGGCAAAUUCUUUAUCGAAAAAAACAAACUUAGAUUCGUUAAUUGACAGUCACAACAGGAGCCCGAAAUCCUUAGUUGAAAAAAUAAUUUGAAAAAUUAAAUUAAACUCUGCUUGCAGAAUUUCAACGGGGAUUUUUUCCGUGAGAAGAUGUGCGCCAAACGAAAUUUCCUAUCACAAUUACACGUAAUUUUUGGUGAUUUCUUUAUAGAAACAACUGUUUUUCAGACUCGUUAUAUCAAGCAUUUCAGUAAAAGAUUCCAUCGUCUUGCCUUCUGUAAUGAGGAAUUCUUAAUAGAAAGAACUCAAAAAGGAGUUCUGUUAAUUGUAAUAUCAGGCAAGAUUUGAAAUCUUUCAAUAUACUGCGGCAGAUGGUAUUGAAGAUCCAUCUUACACCCCCUUAGAGCUGGUUACCAUAACGACUGUCAAUCAUAAGAAGAUUGCAGUCGACGAGAACGUGUAAAUGAGUUACCUUUUUAUGAAAGAGCAACGAAAUAUGAAUGAAGUCAUUAAUGAAAAUCUUUUGGCGUUUGAAGGAGUAAAAUGAAAAAUUUAAGUGAUUGACAUUGGGACGCUUGCAUAUCACGUGACAUUUCCCUACCAAACUCAUACGAGACAAAUAAAUCAGAAACAUGGCAAACAGGUCGACAAGAAUUGUAAGAAAAAUUAGAUUUUUCUUCACCUUUUCAAUCUUGUCUGGGUUCAUUUCCGCUUUAAAAUAAAUUUAACAUCGCCUUAAA
Messenger RNA from Actinia tenebrosa (Australian red waratah sea anemone), 2819 nucleotides. Its product is annotated as something about silencing protein 10. The record is from RefSeq and is a predicted model, not a curated record. Lineage: Eukaryota; Metazoa; Cnidaria; Anthozoa; Actiniaria; Actiniidae. Gene Ontology annotation, cellular component: small-subunit processome; nucleolus. Gene Ontology annotation, biological process: maturation of SSU-rRNA from tricistronic rRNA transcript (SSU-rRNA, 5.8S rRNA, LSU-rRNA).